AUAUAAUAUAGGGUGCUUGGGUCAAUUUGAGGCUGCUGUGAAUAGCAUAUUCAUAAGUUGACGAAGGUUAUUGAAAUAGAAGUCGAAUAUAAAACAGCCUAGAAACAUAUUUUAGUAAAUGCUAAAUGGGGUUAGCUUCUGAACAUGAUAAAAGCAAGUUCCCUCGAGUUUGCAAAACAAAUAGAAUCUUGACACUGUUAUAUAUGAAUAAUUAGAAAACCACGAGGGGAAAUAUAUAUUAAAAAAAAGGCAAGAAGAAGGCAGUAGAGAAUAACCUUAACGUGCUAGCUAUGCGUGCCUCUGUGUUUGUUAUUCUAGUCUGAAUAAUGAAUUCACUUUAGGGCAAUUUUUAUUAAAAGCAUUGACAACUAAUUAAUAAACUAAUUUAAUGACGGUCCAAGAUUACUUCAUUAACACGAUUCUUCUCGAGGAGAUUUUCUUUUCUUUUUUUCUCUUCUCAUUGCUCAUGCCUAUGUUAGGUCCACUGUCAAUCAAAAUUGGUAGGCUGGAUUCAGUAGCAAGAGACUCGACCAUCUCGACCAUUUCAUGCUACAACACAGGAUUAAUUGAAUUUCUAACACCAUUAAUGCGCACCUCCUUUAGCCAAUGCUUUUUUAUAUAAAGUAAACAAAUAAUGACAGUGUACAGCCGUAUCAAUUAUGAUCAUUUAUAGUCUGUUAAUUAUGCUUCACAUUUAAGGCCAUGAUGACGUAGCAAUCAGAAGCCCAGUCUUCCCAAAUAUUUCCCUUUUUGUGUUCCAUCUCUUUAUUUCUCUAUCCUGCUUUUCUUUCUUUUUGUUUUGUCUUUUCGUGUUCAAGAUGUCCAAGUAAGAGUUGAAUGGACAUGAAGCAUAUGUUUAUGUUCCACCUGCAAUUACCAAUCGUUUAACAGUUUAAACUGUAGAAAUAGUAAUUAAGUAUAAAUAAAUUACUUCUUAAAAUUGCUACAAGAUGGGAGAUUUCUUUUUUGGGCCGAGGGUCUUACUGAUUGGGCUUUAUGAGUUGGAUCUACGAGAUCUCUAUAUAGAAUAGAACGCUUGGGUUGGAGCGAGUAGGAGAGCAGCCGUUAAACACAAAUUUCCCUCUCAAUCUUUUGCAAUUUUAAAUUCGAUUUGUGUAAAUGAACUUAAGAAGAGAGCCGCAUGCAUGAUUAGACUUCUUUCCUCCAACUCUAGAACACUUGAAAAUUUUGCAAGUUAUUGUAAAUGUUCUUUGCAAAGAGGAUUCUUAGCCGAAGCAGCUCAACUGGCCCAAUUUCAAUGCAAUUCUCUUCCACAAUUCGAUCCUUAUGCAUAUGGUGCUCUGCUUCGACAUUGUAUCCAAACCGGUGAUCUAAUUGCAGGCAAGGCUCUUCAUUCUCAGAUAUUAAAGAAGGGAAAUUGCCUAGACUUGUUUGCUCACAACAUUCUUCUCGACUUAUACAUUAAGUCAGAUACAUUAUCUGAUGCAAGGAAACUGUUCGAUGAAAUGCCUGACAGAAAUACUGUAUCAUUUGUUACUCUGAUUCAGGGCUAUGUGCAGUCCUUUCAAUUGGAUGAAGUGGUUGACUUGUUUUCUAGGGUACACAGAGAAGGCCAUGAGCUUAACCCUUUUGUUUUUACUACAAUUUUGAAGUUGUUAGUUAGUGUGGAGUGUGCAGAGUUGGCUUAUAGCUUACAUGCUUGUAUUUACAAGCUCGGUCAUGAGUCUAAUGCCUUUGUUGGGACUGCUUUAAUUGAUGCUUAUGCUGUUUGCGGUUCUGUUAAUAGUGCAAGACAAGCUUUUGAUGCGAUUGCUUGUAAGGACAUGGUUUCUUGGACUGGGAUGGUUGCUUGUUAUGCUGAGAAUGAUCGUUUUCAAGAUUCCUUGCAACUUUUUGCAGAGAUGAGAAUGGUGGGUUUCAAUCCUAAUCAUUUUACUUUUGCUGGUGUGCUCAAAGCUUGUAUUGGGCUCGAGGCUUUUAGUGUGGGGAAAAGCGUCCAUGGUUGUGUUUUGAAAACUUGUUAUGAAAUGGAUCUGUAUGUGGGCGUUGGCUUGCUUGACUUGUACACUAAAUUUGGAGAUGCAAAUGAUGUUUUACGGGUGUUUGAAGAGAUGCCUAAACAUGAUGUGAUUCCUUGGAGUUUUAUGAUUUCAAGGUAUGCUCAGAGCAACCAGAGCAGAGAGGCUGUGGAGCUUUUUGGUCAGAUGAGGCGAGCUUUCGUCCUUCCAAAUCAGUUUACAUUUGCUAGCGUGCUGCAAUCGUGUGCAAGUAUAGAAAAUCUUCAAUUAGGAAAACAAGUACAUUGCCAUGUGCUUAAGGUUGGCUUGGAUGGAAAUGUGUUUGUUUCAAAUGCUUUAAUGGAUGUGUAUGCUAAAUGUGGGAGGUUGGACAACUCAAUGAAACUGUUUAUGGAAUUGCCAAACAGAAAUGAGGUAACUUGGAACACAAUGAUUGUUGGCUAUGUGCAAUCAGGUGAUGGAGAUAAGGCUUUAAGUUUAUAUAAAAAUAUGCUUGAAUGCCAAGUUCAGGCUUCUGAAGUGACAUACUCUAGUGUUCUUCGUGCUUGUGCUAGUUUAGCAGCCAUGGAGCUAGGAACUCAGAUUCAUUCAUUGUCACUGAAAACCAUCUAUGAUAAGGACGUGGUGGUUGGUAAUGCUUUAAUUGAUAUGUAUGCCAAGUGCGGAAGCAUUAAAAAUGCACGCUUAGUGUUUGAUAUGCUUUCUGAACGUGAUGAAAUUUCAUGGAAUGCAAUGAUCUCAGGAUAUUCCAUGCAUGGUUUAGUUGGGGAAGCCUUAAAAGCUUUUCAGAUGAUGCAGGAAACAGAGUGUGUGCCUAACAAGUUAACCUUUGUCAGCAUCCUAUCAGCGUGUAGCAAUGCAGGGUUGUUAGAUAUAGGACAAAAUUAUUUCAAAUCUAUGGUACAGGACUAUGGCAUUGAACCAUGCAUGGAGCACUAUACUUGUAUGGUCUGGCUGUUAGGGAGAUCUGGCCAUCUUGAUAAGGCUGUAAAGUUGAUUGAAGAAAUCCCAUUGGAGCCUAAUGUUAAGGUGUGGCGUGCCUUACUUGGGGCUUGUGUCAUCCAUAAUGAUGUUGAUCUCGGAAUAAUGUCUGCACAACAGAUUCUUCAGAUUGAUCCCCAAGAUGAGGCAACCCAUGUGUUAUUGUCAAACAUAUAUGCCAGAACAAGGAGGUGGAAUAGUGUUGCUUCUGUUAGGAAAUUCAUGAAAAACAAAGGAGUAAAGAAAGAGCCAGGCUUAAGUUGGAUCGAGAACCAGGGCAUCGUUCACUACUUCUCAGUGGGUGAUACUUCACAUCCUGACAUGAAAAUGAUUAGUGGGAUGCUUGAAUGGUUGAACAUGAAAACUGAGAAGGCAGGUUAUGUUCCUGACUUAAAUGCUGUUCUGCGUGAUGUGGAAGAUGAUGAGAAAAAGCGUCAUUUGUGGGUACACAGUGAAAGACUAGCUUUAGCUUUUGGUUUGAUUAGAACACCAUCUAGAGGCCAUAUUCGCAUACUUAAAAAUCUCCGAAUAUGUACAGAUUGCCAUUCUGCAAUAAAGUUAAUAUCAAAGAUUGUGCAGCGAGAUAUAAUUAUCAGAGAUAUGAAUCGCUUCCAUCACUUUCAGGAUGGAAUUUGCUCUUGUGGUGACUACUGGUGAUUUAUAAGACUAUAGACAGCUGUUUUGCAAAGCCUUAUUUAUGUCUGUGGUCCAUGUAUAAGCAGCUGCUCUUUAGGUAAUAACAAACACAUGAACAAUCAUUGCAGUGCUGCAGUUCUGCUUGCUAAACUCUAGUUGCUAAAUAACUAUGUAUUGGUUAGCUAAAAAAAUACUGAAAGAAAUAAGAUAACUUUCCUCAACUUCCAUGUCUUAUUUUCCUCAGGCGCAUAAAAAAGGAACUGUUCUCUGUCAUCCAACAGGAUGAUAUGCCAUUUUAACCAGCUCAAUGAAGUGCACAGACAUGAAAGUGUGACCUGCAUAUUUAUUUGGAAAUAUGGAUGUUAAUUUUCUUGAACUCUUCAUAAUUUUCUUUAAUUAGAUAUCAAUUUUUACUUCUAAUGCCCCGAAUUAUCAACAUAAUACAUCAGCUUCUGGUUCCAUACGCAAGCUUAUGAUCGUAGUUGUAUAAAAACAUGCAUGUGCUGUAGAAUUGCCUUUAAUGAUCCUAGUACACAUUGGUUAAACUCGUUCAGUUUUGACUGUUGUAGUUAAUCAAACUUGAUAUAUCAGCAACCAUUGAGGGAAGACCAACUUCUUCAAACGAUUUAGUCCAAUAUAUGAGGGUAAACAAUUCACUCUCUCUCUAUUUAUGUUGCGCAGAAAUUUUGGUAUUAGAUGUCCUAUCUUUUUAUCCUUUUCUUGUAAUUUUUUUUUUCUUCUUCUUUUGUUUUCAAAUGGCUUAAAUAUCUUAGUCUAUUUUCUUCUUUUCUUUUCUUUUUUUUUUUUAAUUUUAUUUUUUAACAAAGUUUCUAAAAUUUAUCCAUUUCUAUUUCUUAUAGUUGAUUUCAGCACCAAAUUGAAGUAUCCCUGGGCUGGUUGUGGAGAUGUUUACUCGUCCAGGUAAUUGAAUUCUGUGUAUGUAUUGCUUUUAGUAUAUGUAGAAUUGUCAAUCAUUUUUUCCUUGUCAAGGGGCUUUCAAAAGUUCCUCAGUACAUUGGCACUUUCAGAACUUAUGUAUCCUGAUGUAUGAUAUAUUUACAUAGAUGUAUCCCUUAAGUCUUAUGUUACUAUCCUCUGAAUUUUCUUUUGAGAUAAUAAAGAAGAGAGAUAAAGAUAAGUGCAGUUAGAAAGAGUGAGAAAAGAAAAUGUGAAAAUGAGUUCAAGUAAGCUGAAAGGUCCUAUGCAGAGUAAAACAGGACAUGAGAACAACAACAGGAAAAUUAAAAUCCAAGGCCGCAACUUUGAAGUUAUUAGAAAGGUGUGAAGAAAGGAGAUAGUUAGAAAAAUUGUAGUCAAAUGGUAUUUAUAAAGUAAUUUGGAGAGUUUAGAGGGCAUGAAGAAAGGAGAUAUUAAAAACAUUUCUGAACUAAGGAAAAAAAAAAUUAUAAGAUAGUCACUAGGUGCUGACAUUGUGGCAGAGCCUCAGUCCAAUUGCCUUAUCCCUUCUUGCUGAGAUGAUGCAUAAGGCCAUUAUAGGUAGUUGAUGGUCCUCAAUGUGUCUGUUGACUUAUUAUAAUAGUCCUCACAUGCAUACUUAAAGUAGCAGGCAAUGAGAUGUUUCUUAUUUAGUCCCUAUGCAUAAGCCGAUGUUGUUUAAAAUAAAGUGAACAUCUUGUGUUGAUGGGCUAUAGUGGUAUCUUUUUUAAAACCUUGGCGGUCCUUAAUCAUGCGUAUUGUGAAAUCAUAGUUUGAAUUCGUAAGGCCUAAAUAAAAUUUGCAAUUUUCCUGCAGACUUAUCAUCAUAGUUGAAUUCAAUAACAUCAGUCAUCAUGUGCAUAUUUGAAGUUGUGGUGACGGUGAAUUGGGAUACUAUAGCCAAUAAACAAAAGAAGAUUGGCGGCUCAUUCUUGCUCUAACUUCACAUGUAUUAUACUGUUGCUAUUGCUGCUCGAAUUUUUGUUAAUAUAACAAUUAAAUAUGCUCCGUAAAGUUUAUACUAGCCACCCUGCAUACUAUCUGAUGCCUCCCUCAAGAGAAUUCAUAUCGAGAACUGUUAGAAUAUUUGGUAUUGACUCUCGAGUGCUUUGAGUAAAUGUGUGUAUCUGCAUAUCGAGGAGAAUUUUCUUAUUGCUGCGACAAGCUUCCUGUUUAUAUGUGUGGCUAUUGAUUCUUGGAUACAUGACGCAAGUUUUCUUCUGGAUUGCAAUAGGAAUAACUUUAUUACUAAUUUCCUAAUAGCCCUUUUCAUUAUGCUUGAUGAUACUUUAAGACAGCAACAAUAAAACUGACAGAACAGAGAAUUGACGGAUCACCUACAUAGCUUUGUUGUUCGUCAUUGUUAUCAUCACAUGGUUUAAGUUUAUUAGUUCAACAUGUUAUGAAUUACCACUCAGACUUGAUUUCAAUGCUGUCCUACUAACAAUAAUUUCUGAAGUGCUUUUUCAUUCUUAAAUGAGUAUGAAAGUGAAGAAAGCUUCAAGCAUAUCUUUGUCUAUGACUUCAAAAUAUGCUUUGAUUCCUCGUCCGAUUUACAGUUCUGUUGCUAGCCCCAGUUUCUUGAGAAAUUGCUAAAUGAUAAAAGUAGGAAGCUAUUCUUUUCAGAGAGUUCAUGAAAGAGACUUCACAUUUCUUUGAAAAUGAGCAAGACAAACAGACAACGUAAGAUUGUCAUUGGUGAAAAUAGAUGAUGUUUCUUUGUACCCUUUUUCCUUGAUCUUAUUGAAGUUGUCUUAACAUUAUCAAGUCAUGCAUGACCCUUUUCAUUUCCACAGACUUUUUGCUGUUGAGACAUGCUAAUCCGGUUUUAACAUAUUUUUGUUAAUAAAAAUUAUAUAAAAUGUUGGAUUCCUUUUGAUGCUGCUAUAAUUUAUUCCUUCACAACUUCUUCUCCCUUUCAAAAAUGCAUUAUUAUUACUUGUUUUAAUAUUGGGCAGCAGAUGCUAACCGCUGGCAAUGUGGCACAACUUUGUUAUUGCUUUGUCUUGAAAGGUGUGGCUGAUCUGAAAAGGAAGGUGACUCAAAAGAAAAGCUAUUACUGAGAACUGCUUAAGCUGUAAUGGUAGUGCAAAAGCAAUGCUGUUAACUGUCAAAAGGGCUGAUUGCCUUUCCAAGAGUGCAGGAGAUCAGGGAUUCAAAUCAUGCAAUUCUUCUUGAAUUGGGAGAGAGACUGAAAAAGAAGAAGAAGGUGAUGUUGAAUUUGCUCUUGGCAUCUCAUAAUCAAGCAGUUUAUUGCAAUGGGAUUCUUCCGGAUUAUAAUACUUGAAUAGCAAUUAACAGCAUUUCAUAUGUGGUAAAGAGUAUAAUGAGGAGAAAGGGUACGUGAGAAGUGAAAGGGGGUAGUUGGUAGUCCAGUACUUCAAAACGCCAUGGAAAAUGACCUCAAACGGGCUGUCGUUGUCCACCAGCUUACCUGUCAAACAUUUGUAGCCUAUAUACUUUGUUUGUAUAUUAAAAAGAAAAUAUUAUAUUUGAAUUUGAGCUA
This is a messenger RNA of Ricinus communis (castor bean), 7038 nucleotides long. RefSeq names its product putative pentatricopeptide repeat-containing protein At5g13230, mitochondrial. Gene Ontology annotation, biological process: RNA modification. Gene Ontology annotation, molecular function: zinc ion binding; RNA binding; protein binding. The transcript has 2 exons. Lineage: Eukaryota; Viridiplantae; Streptophyta; Magnoliopsida; Malpighiales; Euphorbiaceae. The record is from RefSeq and is a predicted model, not a curated record. Bases 1146 to 3617 code for a protein of 823 amino acids.